Botrytis porri is the source of this 669-nucleotide messenger RNA. RefSeq lists its product as uncharacterized. NCBI's taxonomy places the organism in Eukaryota, Fungi, Ascomycota, Leotiomycetes, Helotiales, Sclerotiniaceae. The transcript has a single exon. The coding region runs from base 1 to 669 and encodes 222 amino acids. The record is from RefSeq and is a predicted model, not a curated record.
AUGCUGAAUAGCCUUCGAUUUGCGGCCAGACUUCAUGAACUCUGGAUCGGUUCUUCUGUGGCUUAUAUGGUAUCCCAUUUCAUUGUAUUCAUGCUCGCUAAGGCCAAAGGUGUACCCUUUGGGCUACUUGGCGCUGGUCUUCAGAUUGGAGACCUCAGGUUCUUCACCCGCAGGUCAUUUUGGUCAUCUUUUGAGUGUUCUCACGAACGGAAAUUGAGCAUGUAUCUAUUUGCCCUGUUCGUGGUGUUCUAUUCCAACCUCACAGCUCUUGCUGGAUCAUCCUCUGCUAUUGCUAUGCGACCCAACCUCGAUUGGUGGCAAAUGACCAAUAACACCUUGGUAUUUCGCUUCCCGACCAAAUUCGAGUUACGGCCUAUAAACCUUUUAGAACCACUGGCUCCACCACUCUUGAUGGUCAACUGUUCCAAUUACGUAGAAUCACCUGCCAAUUUUGUAUGUCCAGCCAGUGGAGCACAAUAUAUCAACACUUGGCUGAAUAAUUUAGGCUUCAAUGUUCUAAAAGGAGAAUCAGCGAACAUGAUUUUUUAUAACGCAUACACAAAUACGCGCAAUUUUCUUGCCUCGGCUGGAAUGGAUUCAGGUCAUUCUUACACAAACUCAUUAUCGGUUGUCCCUCAGCUCGCUGUGGGCGCGAUAUGGAAUACCUAA